Molecule: messenger RNA, 1140 nt
Organism: Symphalangus syndactylus (siamang)
Lineage: Eukaryota; Metazoa; Chordata; Mammalia; Primates; Hylobatidae
Gene: RNF141
Product: ring finger protein 141
Biological process (GO): protein autoubiquitination
Molecular function (GO): ubiquitin-protein transferase activity
Source: RefSeq, a predicted model, not a curated record
CACAGAGGUGCGACCGGGUCCCGGGCUGAGUCGCCGCCACCCGCAGGUCUGAGCUGCGGGCUGAGGCGGCGCCGCCGCUGCUGCAGGGUGCGCGAUGCCUUGAACCUGGGAAACUAUGUGAAGCAACACUCUUUCUCGAUUUUGAAAGACAUCGUUUCAUCAUGGGACAGCAAAUUUCGGAUCAGACACAGUUGGUUAUUAACAAGUUACCAGAAAAAGUAGCAAAACAUGUUACAUUGGUUCGAGAGAGUGGCUCCUUAACUUAUGAAGAAUUUCUUGGGAGAGUAGCUGAGCUUAAUGAUGUACUGAGUCUCACUGUCACCCAGGCUGGAGUGCAAUGGCGUGAUCUUGGCUCACUACAACCUCCGCCUGUCGUGUUCAAGCAAUGCUCCUGCCUCAGCCUCCUGAGUAGCUGGGAUUACAGAACGGCUAAAGUGGCUUCUGGCCAGGAAAAACAUCUUCUCUUUGAGGUACAACCUGGGUCUGAUUCCUCUGCUUUUUGGAAAGUGGUUGUACGGGUGGUCUGUACCAAGAUUAACAAAAGCAGUGGCAUUGUGGAGGCAUCACGGAUCAUGAAUUUAUACCAGUUUAUUCAACUUUAUAAAGAUAUCACAAGUCAAGCAGCAGGAGUAUUGGCACAGAGCUCCACCUCUGAAGAACCUGAUGAAAACUCAUCCUCUGUAACAUCUUGUCAGGCUAGUCUUUGGAUGGGAAGGGUGAAGCAGCUGACCGAUGAGGAGGAGUGUUGUAUUUGUAUGGACGGGCGGGCUGACCUCAUCCUGCCUUGUGCUCACAGCUUUUGUCAGAAGUGUAUUGAUAAAUGGAGUGAUCGACACAGGAAUUGCCCUAUUUGUCGCCUACAGAUGACUGGAGCAAAUGAAUCCUGGGUGGUAUCAGAUGCACCCACUGAAGAUGAUAUGGCUAACUAUAUUCUUAACAUGGCUGAUGAGGCAGGCCAGCCCCACAGGCCAUGAUCUUGAAUUGAAAGUCUUCUGUUGCUAUUGUGGGCUCAAAUAUUUGGUCGUGGGGGAAGAAUGUAGGGUUGUGGCACAGACACAGAAAAAUCCAUUUUCCCCACUCUUAUUUUUGCUAUUCUGAUCAUUUGUCCCCCUUUUAAAAAUAAACUUCCCAUGUCUUCCA